Messenger RNA from Lactuca saligna, 978 nucleotides. The record is from the annotation of a GenBank genome assembly. Lineage: Eukaryota; Viridiplantae; Streptophyta; Magnoliopsida; Asterales; Asteraceae.
AUUGAACUAGGCAAUAUCUGUUAUGGCAAAAACCGGAUUUGCUGAGCUGAUAGAUUUCAACCCUAUUCGCGCAACCGAUGUACAACUGCCAGCUGGCGGAACUUUUGUGAUUGCUCAUUCAUUGGCUGAAUCACAGAAAGCAGUAACUGCUGCGACAAACUACAAUAAUCGGGUUGUUGAAUGUCGUUUAGCAUCUAUUGUACUUGGCAUAAAACUUGGAAUGGAACCUGAAGAGGCAAUAUCAAAAGUGAAAACCCUUUCUGAUGUAGAAGGUUUGUGUGUAUCCUUUGCUGGGGCCCACGGGUCUUCCGACCCUACCCUUGCUGUUAAGGAGUAUCUGAAAGAGGAGCCUUAUACAGCUGAAGAAAUUGAGAAAAUCACUGGUAAAAGCCUGGAUUUGAUUUUCGUUGACUCGGCUUCUUCACUGGAUGUGAUAAAAGCUGCCAAGCAUUACAAGUUAUUCCAGAGAGCCUCGCAUGUGUACUCGGAAGCGAAACGUGUAUAUGCUUUCAAGGAUGCGGUGUCAUCAAAUUCUGAUGAAGAGGAGAAGUUGAAGAAGCUUGGUGACCUUAUGAAUGACAGCCACCAUAGUUGCAGUGUUCUAUUUGAGUGCAGUUGUCCAGAGCUUGAAGAAUUGGUGGAAGUGUGCAAAGGUAAUGGGGCGCUUGGAGCAAGGCUUACAGGCGCCGGAUGGGGCGGAUGUGCUGUUGCUUUGGUAAAAGAAAACAUCGUUCCACAGUUCAUUCUAAAUUUAAAGGAGCAAUUCUAUCAAUCUAGAAUCGACAACGGGACAAUCAAGAAAAGCGAUCUUGGUCUGUACGUGUUUGCAUCCAAGCCUUCAAGUGGGGCCGCCAUUUUCAGAUUUUAGUUUCUUUUGCCCUUUAAUGCUUUAUUUGUGAAAUAAUUAUAUGAUUUUGCUUUUUUAUUUUAUUUUUAUUUCAUUUAUAAAUUACAGUCAACGAUUAAGUUGUUUUCCCC